UUGUCUAUAUUUUGGUUGGCAGGUGGGAACGGAUACAAGAAGACACUUGAAGAGCUGACGAAAUUCCAAAACGCAGAGAGACCUUUUGGCGAAGACUUCCUCAGCAUGUUCCAGAAUAUUUACAAACAGCAGAUAAUAAUGCUUGAGACGAUUCAGGUUCGUAAGAACAAGCUCGACAAGAAGCUCAAGCGUGUCCAGACAUGGCGAAAACUCUCCAGCAUCAUCUUCGUGGCUACCUACGCCACUGUGCUCAUCUGCGCUGUUGUGGCUGCGGCUAUGUUUGCUCCUCCUCUGGCUGCGACUCUCGUUACGGCCGCAGUGCCAAUGGGUGCCAUGGGGAAAUGGAUAGACUCGAUGUGGAAGAACUAUGAGAAAGGACUCAAAGGACAUAAAGGGGUGAUCGAGUCGAUGGAGGUGUCGACAACUGUAGCACUCAAGGAUUUGGAUGAUAUCCGCUCGUUGAUCGAAAAGCUGGAUAAUGAUAUCAAGAGCAUGGUGAAGGGUGCGGAAGAUGCGGUGGAGUUUGGUGCAGUCAAGGUUCGGAUCAUUGCCAUCGAGAAGAUUCUUUCGGAGUUUACCAAGAAAGUUGAAGAAUUGGAGACUCGGGUUGAUUUGUGUACCAGACAUGCUACACGGGCAAGGACUGUGAUUAUCCAGAGGAUCAUCAACUACCCCAAGAAGGAUAGUAGCAAAAAAUAAACAAAAUUAACUCAAAUUUCUCUUCUAAUUAAGCUUUCAGCUGCAAAUUAUG
Molecule: messenger RNA, 751 nt
Organism: Capsella rubella
Lineage: Eukaryota; Viridiplantae; Streptophyta; Magnoliopsida; Brassicales; Brassicaceae
Product: UPF0496 protein At4g34320
Exons: 1
Source: RefSeq, a predicted model, not a curated record